Molecule: messenger RNA, 936 nt
Organism: Photinus pyralis (common eastern firefly)
Lineage: Eukaryota; Metazoa; Arthropoda; Insecta; Coleoptera; Lampyridae
Product: probable 18S rRNA (guanine-N(7))-methyltransferase
Exons: 6
Coding region: 73-897 (274 amino acids)
Biological process (GO): rRNA (guanine-N7)-methylation
Cellular component (GO): nucleolus
Molecular function (GO): rRNA (guanine) methyltransferase activity
Source: RefSeq, a predicted model, not a curated record
CACAUCCUGUAAUUAAUUUCACGUGCUUUUUUUAGGUUAUGUUACCACAUAUAAAUAAAUAAAGUUUGUAAAAUGUCUCGUCCUGAGCACUUGGCACCACCGGAAAUCUUCUACAAUGAGGAGGAGGCGAAGAAGUACACCCAAAAUUCCAGAAUCAUAGACAUCCAAGUGCAGAUGAGCGAACGCGCAAUCGAACUUCUAGUCCUUCCCGAAGACACGCCGUGCUUCCUCUUGGAUAUCGGUUGCGGUUCGGGAUUGAGCGGAAGUGUAUUGGAGGAUCAGGGCCACUAUUGGACCGGUCUAGACAUUUCCAGUGCAAUGUUAGAUGUGGCACGGGAUCGUGAAGUCGAGGGCGAUUUGAUUCUCUCCGACAUGGGACAGGGGUGUCCCUUUCGGGCGGGUACCUUCGACGGUGCAAUCAGUAUAUCGGCCCUACAGUGGUUGUGCAACGCAGAUAAGACGUCGCACAAGCCUGUGCAGCGAUUGUACAAGUUUUUUAGCUCACUCUACGCGUGUUUGUCCAGAUCCGCAAGGGCCGUGUUUCAAUUUUACCCGGAAAAUGCCGACCAAAUGGAGCUGGUGACCACUCAGGCAAUGAAGGCGGGAUUUUACGGCGGCAUGGUCGUCGAUUACCCCAAUUCGGCUAAGGCGAAGAAGAUUUUUCUUGUACUGAUGACCGGAGGCAACGUUCCGUUACCGACGGCUUUAGGAGCGGACGAAAGUUCCCAAGGCGUGCCAUACACUGCCAAGCGCGAACAGGCUAGGAAAGCCAGAGGGAAAUCGUUGAAAGGGAGUCGCUCCUGGAUCCUCGAAAAGAAGGAAAGGCGAAGAAAGCAGGGGAAAGAAUCAAGGGCCAACACGAAGUAUACGGGUCGAAAACGAAGCGGUCGAUUUUAGCUGUAUUUAUUUAAGUUUGUAAUAAAAAUUAACAUUCUG